Aethalodelphis obliquidens (Pacific white-sided dolphin) is the source of this 1508-nucleotide messenger RNA. It is a transcript of the gene MLEC, whose product is annotated as malectin. The coding region runs from base 541 to 1419 and encodes 292 amino acids. The record is from RefSeq and is a predicted model, not a curated record. Gene Ontology annotation, cellular component: membrane. The transcript is spliced from 5 exons. Lineage: Eukaryota; Metazoa; Chordata; Mammalia; Artiodactyla; Delphinidae. Gene Ontology annotation, molecular function: carbohydrate binding.
GUCGGCAGCGCCCCCUCGGGAGCCUAUUCGGUCCCCAAAACCUGGAACACCGGAAGUGCUGGCGACGUGUCAGUGCGCCCUAUUCUAAACCUUCCCCGCUAGGCCCCCUUUCCUAUUCAGCUGUGGGAUUCCGGGGCCGCCUGGGCGCUUCCACCUCGCCACUUCCGCAUUGAACCGCCGCUUCAACCCAACUCUGCGCGCGCUCCCUCACGUGCCUUGGUGGUUGGGCUAGCUCCUGGGAGUAGCCACGCCUUUUCCCGCGCCUGGCAGGCAAUGGGCGGGCGCCUCCCGGCGGGGUGGUGGGUAGUUAAUGAGGGCCGGGUGCUGAUUGGCUGCAGGGUCGUGGCCGGGGCUGGGAGGUGGGGUAGGUUGUUCCUGAGGUGGGAGGUGGCACCCGUGGCUGAGAAGUAGGCCUGAGAGCGACAUGUCUCCGGUGGCUGAGGCACAGCGGCCCGUGGCGCUGUUUUUCUGAGUCCGGGGCGGCCUGGCGGGGCUGAGGACAAGGCUCGGCGGAGGCUGCCCCCCGCUGUGGAGGCCGCCAUGCUGGGCGCCCGGGCGGUUGAGGGAGCCGCCGUGGCGCUCCUGCGACUGCUGCUGCUGCUGCUGCUGCUGCUGCUGCCGGCGCUCCGGGGACCGGGGCUCGGCGUGGUGGGCUCGGCUGGGGCCGGGCUGCCCGAGAGCGUGAUUUGGGCCGUCAACGCCGGCGGAGAGGCGCAUGUGGACGUGCACGGCAUCCACUUUCGCAAGGACCCUUUGGAAGGCCGGGUGGGCCGAGCCUCUGACUAUGGCAUGAAACUGCCAAUUCUGCGUUCCAACCCCGAAGACCAGAUCCUGUAUCAAACAGAGCGGUACAAUGAGGAGACCUUUGGCUACGAAGUGCCCAUCAAGGAGGAGGGGGACUAUGUACUGGUGUUGAAAUUUGCCGAGGUCUACUUUGCACAGUCCCAGCAGAAGGUAUUUGAUGUGCGAUUGAAUGGCCAUGUUGUGGUGAAGGACUUGGAUAUCUUUGAUCGCGUUGGACACAGUACAGCUCAUGAUGAAAUCAUCCCGAUGAGCAUCAGAAAGGGGAAGCUGAGUGUCCAGGGGGAGGUGUCCACCUUCACAGGGAAACUCUACAUCGAGUUUGUCAAGGGAUACUAUGACAAUCCCAAAGUCUGUGCACUCUACAUCAUGGCUGGGACAGUGGACGAUGUACCAAAGCUGCAGCCUCAUCCAGGACUGGAGAAGAAAGAAGAGGAGGAGGAGGAGGAAGAAUACGAUGAAGGGUCUAAUCUCAAAAGACAGACCAAUAAGAACCGGGUGCAGUCGGGCCCCCGCACGCCCAACCCCUAUGCCUCGGACAACAGCAGCCUCAUGUUUCCCAUCCUGGUGGCCUUCGGAGUCUUCAUUCCAACCCUCUUCUGCCUCUGCCGAUUGUGAGAACAAAUCACCAUCCUGAACAGGUGGAGGGGUGUGGGAAAGAAACCAAACAUGUUGGUUUGGGUUUCUGUAUUUUUUACAGUGAUUAA